AAGUAUAUAUCACUCUCACUUCAUUUUAACACGUAUCGUUCUGCUCGCGAACCUGAAAGGGACAGAGAGAAAUCUCCAGAUAUGCUGGCCCUGCAACUAAGCAAGAGACUGUCUCGAUCUCUUUCAUCUUCUUCUACUACAACUAUUACUUUUCAUAGAACCCUAACAACACUCACACAAUCUUCUUCUCAUUCACUAUCUUACUUGCUAUCCUCGGUCAAUCAUUACAUCACUGGCACCGGCAAUGUCGAUGCAUGUCCGUGGUCCACCAUUCAAUCUCGCGGCGUCAAAGUUACUGCCAUCCAUUUAAAACCUGGCAAUGUUAUUCAGAGAAAAGGCAAAAUUUAUGAGGUGGUGGAUGCAAGGCAUAAGCAGCAGGGAAGAGGAGGAGCAAUGAUGCAGGUGGAGCUUCGCAACAUAGACGGUGGAAAUAAGGAAAGCUUACGGUUUGGUACAGAGGAUGCUGUUGAAAAGGUAUUUGUUGAGGAGAAGUACUUUACGUGUUUAUAUGUAGAACAUGGAACAGCAUAUCUAAUGGACCCUGAAAAAUUUGAGCAACUUGAAGUGCCAACAGAGUUGUUUGGUGAGGCUGCUGCAUAUCUGAAAGAGGAAAUGAAGGUUACAUUGCAGUUAUAUGAUGAAAGACCUUUGUCUGGGUCAAUUCCAAAACAUGUUACUUGCACCAUAAAGGAGACACCACCUCAUGUGAAGGGGCUUUCAGCUACACCUCGGUAUAAAAAGGCCCUGCUGGACAACAAUGUCACUAUUCUAGUACCUCCUUUUUUAGAGGUUGGUGAAGAAAUAGUUGUCAAUACUAUUGAUAACUCCUAUAUGAGAAGGGCCAACUAAUAAUGGGAACAUGCUGCCUCGUUCGUGGAGGGAGGUAUGUAUUGCAAAAUAUAUUUAUUGAUGGAAGCUAGAAGAUAGGGCUAGGUUUAGGAAACAAUGAAAAAAAUUGAAUUGUUCUUUGAUGCCAAAAUAAUAUCCACGUGUAUAGACCUGGAUGCUAAUUCUGAGUUGUCCUUGGCCUUGUGUGGAUAUUAAUUUGUUACACUAUUAUAUUGAUGAGAAAUGGAGAAUAAAGAGUAUAUUAA
Messenger RNA from Hevea brasiliensis (rubber tree), 1094 nucleotides. RefSeq lists its product as uncharacterized. Gene Ontology annotation, molecular function: translation elongation factor activity. NCBI's taxonomy places the organism in Eukaryota, Viridiplantae, Streptophyta, Magnoliopsida, Malpighiales, Euphorbiaceae. The transcript has 11 exons. The record is from RefSeq and is a predicted model, not a curated record. Bases 82 to 849 code for a protein of 255 amino acids. Gene Ontology annotation, cellular component: cytoplasm. Gene Ontology annotation, biological process: translational elongation; peptide biosynthetic process.